UUCAUCAGUACAUGUAUCAGUGAUAGUUAUUGAAAUCGGAAAUGUGAUCUACGAGUUUUAUUUUUUUAGUUUUUAUUUUCUUAUUUUGUAAGAAAUGGCGUUCCUUAGUCACAUCUUUACCAGACAAACGGAGAUGGCACGUUAAAUACAAACAACGUAUAAAUGGAUAUAAACCUAAAUAUCCUUAACAAAGUCAAAUUUCUUAUGAUCUUGAUAGUGAAAUGGAAAGGAUUACUGACAUGUCCACCAGCGGAAGAGGGUAAGCCGUACGCUAUUUCAAGCACCUGGAAAAUAAAUCCAGAAAAUGCUAUGAGUGUUUCAUGGAGAAAGGACGAAGCUUCGAUAGGCUUUUGUGACUUUUCCUUAAAUUGCAGGAACUAUUUAAAUGGCAUUUAUUUUGUAACAAUGAAUAGGACCUCAAAUGACACUUUGACAUCCGAUGUCUUUAUAAAAAAUGUAUCUCUUUCUGAUGAAGGACUAUGGAGGUUAAUAUACAUAGGUUUGGACAGCCUUGAAUUGCCAGAAAUAUUCAACUGUACAUUAAAAGUUUAUGCUAGAGGUAAAACAGAAAAAUGCAAUUAUCAGAUGGGUUCACUUUAUAUCUAUAUAACCUGUAGUGUGACACGAAUUUAUCCUGCUGCAUCAUGCCUGUACCAAAACGUUAAGAAUGAAACAGGAAUAGGAAACGUAACACAUUCAAAACACAAUUCGACAAAAAUUCACUUUGAAGUUAAAUGUGAAAUAACGUUGCCUCUAUCGAAGUUAAUUAGCUCUAAUAACUUUUACAACAUCUCUGUGACUAUAUAUCCCAAUGUAACCAACACGGAUGACGAUGUAAUAUAUGGAAGCCAGCAGGUCAUCAGCGGUGUAAAAGCACUUAAAGCUAAUACGAAUCUGUCUCUUGAAAAUUGUCCUGAUGAGGUGGAAGAGGAUAUCCAGAUAGAGUGCACAUGCAAGUCUUCAUUGUUUCCUUCAGACUCGGUUCUUUGGUUUAACGGCCCCGAUGUUGUAUAUAACGAAUUCAAUAAUGUUCUUACUUUUACAGCAAAAAUAAAACCAAGGGAAACAUUUACAUGCAGACUACUAUCUGAAAAGAAUAUUACACUUGAUUAUGUUGAAUUCAGUCCUAAAGUUCUACAAAAAGGCAGUAUUGUGCCUGUUAGGCUGUAUAUCAAUGGGCGAUUCCAGAAAGAUUCCUAUGUGUCAGUUGGCUACAAUACAAAUGUUUACGUUGAAUGUGUGACGUAUGGAUUCUUUGCUAAAGUUUCAUGCGACAAAUACUUCAAAGACAUCGCCACAGGUCUCAGUACAUGUCAAAAUGACAAUGGCUACUGCCACAUGACUUUUAAAAUUGAUUUGACCAUGCACCUAAGAAACUGUACGUGCAAAGCUAUAUCUUGGCCAGGGAAAGUCUCUACAGAAAAGCAAAUGGUCUUUUAUGUCAUAGGUAUUAAAAAUUACCUUGAUUGUAUAGUAUUUUUUUAAGUAUUG
Messenger RNA from Biomphalaria glabrata, 1491 nucleotides. RefSeq lists its product as uncharacterized. NCBI's taxonomy places the organism in Eukaryota, Metazoa, Mollusca, Gastropoda, Planorbidae. Bases 163 to 1485 code for a protein of 440 amino acids. The transcript has 7 exons. The record is from RefSeq and is a predicted model, not a curated record.